This is a messenger RNA of Tetranychus urticae (two-spotted spider mite), 8661 nucleotides long. It is a transcript of the gene Ufd4, whose product is annotated as ubiquitin fusion-degradation 4-like. The record is from RefSeq and is a predicted model, not a curated record. Gene Ontology annotation, biological process: proteasome-mediated ubiquitin-dependent protein catabolic process; protein K63-linked ubiquitination; anatomical structure development. Gene Ontology annotation, molecular function: protein binding; ubiquitin protein ligase activity; metal ion binding. NCBI's taxonomy places the organism in Eukaryota, Metazoa, Arthropoda, Arachnida, Trombidiformes, Tetranychidae. Gene Ontology annotation, cellular component: nuclear speck.
UACGUAAAGGUAAUGUCGUCUUUAUACAGAGUGUGCGGUUAGUUGAAGUGUUUUUGGGGAAAAAGCUGUUGCCUUGAUGCGCAAAGAUUCAUUUGAUUUAAAGUGAUCCUGAUUGUUGAAUUGUUUGCUGUAUCUUGAUGCGCAUCCAACUUUAAUAGCUUCUUAAUCUCAAUCCUGCCUUUACAAGCUUUUGUUUGUGUAUACCCUGUACAUGCACCAGCAGAGUCUCUCGAUCAGCACAGUUUUGUUGGUGUAAUCUGUAACAACAUGACUAGCUGCAACUCUUGUGAUCCAUUUUUAUUUUUUAUUUUGAUUUAUCAUUAAUUAAUUAACUCUCUUCAUUUGGUGUAAUUUUUCGUUUUUCUUCGUCUUCUUUUUCUCUCCUUCCUUUCCCCUUUUUCCUUUCUCUGUAUCUUCUUUUUUCUUGCCUUCUCUCAUCAUUUCUCUAUUUUUUGUCUCCAAUCAUUCUUCCUCUCUCUCUCUUUCUCUUCUUCUUUCUCUCUAUCUAUCCUUUUCUCUCUGUUCUACUUCCCUUACCUAUUCCGUUUAAAUUUCUGUGUAUUUAGUAAAUUAGUUGAAAUUUAAUUAUGGGAGAAGUUGAUCCAGAAACAUUGCUAGAAUGGCUAUCGAUGGGGCAAGGAGACGAACGAGAAAUGCAACUAAUUGCCUUGGAGCAGUUAUGUAUGCUUCUAUUAAUGUCGGAUAAUGUUGACCGAUGCUUUGAAAGCUGCCCUCCGAGAACCUUUUUACCAGCAUUGUGUCACAUUUUCUUGGAUGAAUGUGCUCCAGAUAAUAUACUUGAAGUUACAGCAAGAGCAAUCACAUAUUACCUUGAUGUUUCAGCUGAAUGUACAAGAAGAAUUGUUGCCGUCGAUGGUACUGUUAAGGCAAUUUGCAAUCGACUUACUGUAUCCGAUGUUAAUUCUCGAACCAGUAAAGACUUAGCAGAACAAUGUAUAAAAGUUUUAGAGUUAAUCUGCACCCGUGAAGCUGGAGCUGUAUUUGAAGCUGGUGGCCUGAAUGCAGUUCUUACAUUUAUCCGAGACAAUGGAUCACUCGUACAUGAAGAUACACUUCACUCUGCUAUGGCAGUUGUUUCACGUCUUUGUGGCAAAAUGGAACCACAAGAUGCUUCACUACAAUCUUGCGUCAGAUCUUUGUCAAAUUUAUUGAAACAUGAAGACAGCCAUGUUGCUGAUGGUGCUCUUAGAUGUUUUGCUUCUUUAGCAGACAGAUAUACUCGUCGAGGAAUUGAUCCAGCACCAUUAGCUGAGCAUGGUCUAGUUGACCAACUUUUGAUAAAAUUAUCUUCUGUUAAUGAUAUCAGUCAUUUAAAUACAUCUUUACUUGCUACUGGACAAACUUUAAAUGCAUCCGGAGCUAGUGAGAGCAAGUCAUCACAAACAAUAUCAACUGUGAUUAGUUUAUUAUCCACUUUAUGUCGUGGAUCACCUUCAAUUACAUCAAACCUUCUGCGAUCCAAUUUAACUGCAGCAAUUGAAUCAUCCUUGCAAGGUGAUGAAAGAUGUGUCCUAGAUACAAUGAGGCUGGUUGAUUUACUCCUUGUACUUAUUUUUGAAGGCAGAAAUGCACUCCCGAAAUCAACAGUGUCUUCAGCUCCAUCACGUCUAAAUUUUCGCAGAUUGGACAGUGCCGGAGAAAGAACGCAUCGUCAGCUUAUAGAUUGCAUCAGAAGUAAAGACACUGAUGCCCUUAUAGACUCUAUUGACUCUGGUAAUAUUGAGGUCAACUUUAUGGAUGACGUCGGCCAAACUCUGCUUAAUUGGGCUUCAGCCUUUGGUACGCAACAAAUGGUAGAGUUUUUGUGUGAAAGAGGAGCUGAUGUAAAUAAGGGUCAACGCUCUUCUUCACUCCACUAUGCCGCUUGUUUCGGUCGACCUGGAGUUGUCAAAGUUUUGCUCCGUCAUGGAGCCAACCCUGAUUUAAGGGAUGAAGAUGGUAAAACACCUUUAGAUAAAGCUCGUGAACGUAAUGAUGAGGGUCAUCGUGAAGUUACAGCAGUCCUUCAAUCUCCUGGAGAGUGGAUGUGUCCCGUUGGUACAACUAGUAAAUGUGAUAGUGGCAAAGAUUGUUGUUCCACCUCAGGAUGUGAACCUAAAGGUGAUCCAGAAAUGGCACCAAUUUAUUUAGAACGUCUUCUACCUGUAUUUUGUCAAACAUUCCAAUCAACAAUGGUUAGGGCUGUUCGUAAAUCUAGUUUGAAUUUAGUCAAAAAGAUGGUUCAUUAUAUUCAAACAGAGCAAAUUGUUCGGCUUAAUGAAAAGUUUCCUACAUUACCUCCAAUGCUUGUUGAAGUGAUCUCGAAUGUGCUGGAUAGUGAAGAUGAUGAUGAAGGUUAUUUACUUGUUCUACAAAUGAUUCAAGAUUUAAUGGCCAAAGGAUCUGACAUAUUUUUAGAACAUUUUGCCAGAUUAGGAGUAUUUACUAAAGUGCAAACGCUUGCGGGUCUCAACUGUAAUCAAGAUAAAAUGAUAUCAUUUGAACCAAAUGUACAAAAAUUGAAAGAUAGUGAAGAAGAUGAAGAAAGCUGUGUAGAUGACGCUAAAGAUAUUUUACCUGGUCGCCCUUACCAUUGGAAAGAUUGGAGCUUAGUUCGAGGUCGGGAAUGUUUAUACUUGUGGUCUGAUUCUGCAGCUCUUGAGUUAUCAAAUGGGAGCAAUGGCUGGUUUAGGUUCAUUUUAGACGGCAAACUUGCUACCAUGUAUUCAAGUGGCUCACCUGAAGGGGGAACCGAUUCAUCAGAAAGUAAAGGAGAAUUUUUAGAAAAACUGCAAAAAGCCCGAAGUCAAGUAAGGAGCAAUAUAGCAAGUCAAAGUAUUCUGUCGUCACCCUCAUCUUCUCAUGUGAUUGUUGGUAAUUGGUCAUUAAUGUGUCGCAAAGAGGGAGAACUGAUAAUCCACAACGCUGAUGGUGAUCAACAAUCUACUAUCUUGAAAGAAGAUUUGAAUGGUUUCAUUUUUGAAUCAAACAAAGGAACUAAACAUUCUUUCAUCGCUGAAACAAGUUUGGGCCCUGAAUUUGUUUCUGGUUGGACAAAUCGUAAAGGCAAAAAGCAAAGAUCUAAAAUUGAAGCAAUGAAACAAAAAGUGAAAGAUCAGGCCAAGGAAGUGUAUGAAACUUACUUUAAAAGUGCACAACAAACACCACGCAGUACUGUUGCUAAAUUGGCAAAGAUUGUGGCUCAAAUUGAAAGAGCUUGUGAAAAACAAACAUUUCUUAAUAGAGAUUCACGAGAUUGGGAAAAUAUUUUGAGCUCUGCUCUAAGUGAUUUAGCUGAAUUAUUGUGUGAAGAAAGAGCAAUUUCAUCGUAUGAAUUUCAUACCAGCGGAUUAAUUCAAGCUUUGCUUAAACUAUUAGCAAAAGAUCAAUCAAAAUCAACAUGGAGGUCAUCUGAAAAAUAUGUGAAAGAUAGGUUGGAAAUAUUCAAAAAACAAUUGAGUGACGAAGAACUUGCUGUUGCUCUCAUUAAAAAAUUAAUAGCUGUUUUAGAGUCGAUAGAAAAACUUCCUGUGUAUAUUUAUGAUUCACCUGGUUCAGGUUACGGCCUGCAAAUUUUAACAAAACGUUUGAGAUUCCGGUUGGAGAGAGCUUCAGGGGAAACCUCUCUAAUAGAUCGUACUGGACGAUGCCUUAAAUGUGAACCAUUAACAACUGUUAAUCAGUUGGAAAAAUACCUCUUAAAAAUGGUAGCUAAGCAAUGGUAUGAUUAUGACAGGUCAACUUUUGCAUUUGUUAAAAGAUUAAAAGAGUGUAAAAAUGGCCUCAAAUUUACUCACCAAAGAGAUUUUGAUGAAAAUGGAGUUAUCUAUUGGGUUGGAACUAAUGGUAAAACUACUUCAGAUUGGGUUAACCCUGCAUCAGUCGGUCUUCUAGUGGUUACUUCUUCAGAAGGUCGAAGUUUACCUUUUGGUCGACUUGAAGAUAUUUUAAGUCGAGAUACAACGGCCCUAAAUUGUCAUACAAAUGAUGAUAAGCGAGCUUGGUUUGCAAUUGACCUUGGCUUGUGGCUAAUACCGUCCUGUUAUACACUCAGACACGCCAGAGGGUAUGGAAGAUCUGCCCCAAGAAAUUGGUUGCUUCAAGCAUCAAAGGAUGGUAUCAAUUGGACAACUUUAUACACUCACGUAGAUGAUUGUUGUCUCAAUGAGCCUGGUUCAACUGCCUCAUGGCCUCUCAAUCCACCAUCAGAUGAAAAACAAGGUUGGCGGCACAUUAGAUUACAACAAACUGGUAAAAAUGCAAGUGGGCAAACCCAUUAUCUAUCUAUAUCUGGUUUUGAAAUCUAUGGAACUGUCACUGGAGUUUGUGAUGAUUUAGGUAAAGCUGCUAAGGAAGCUGAAGCUAACUUGCGAAAACAAAGACGUCAAAUUAGACAACAAUUAAGAUACAUGAUCAUUGAUGCACGUGUUGUCCGUGGACCUGAUUGGAAAUGGAGAGAUCAAGAUGGUAACCCUCCAGGAGAGGGAACCAUUACUGGUGACAUCCAUAAUGGUUGGAUAGAUGUUGCCUGGGACAGUGGGGGAUCUAAUUCAUAUCGGGUUGGUGCUGAAGGUAAAUAUGACAUAAAAUUGGCACCCUCUAAUGACCCAGAGCUCUCAAAAAGGAAUCUCUCUAUGGCCAUGGCCUCAACAUCAGGUUGUCUUUUCUCUUCCAAUCAUCCACCAACAACUCCUGUCAGUAUGGCAUCAGUUCUUGGUAUUCCCGGUAUUUCUAGAGGUUCUCGAAUAGCUGAAACAUCUACUACUAACACUCAUUCAGCGCGAGGAAGUGUAUCAGCUUCUGUUUUAACUAGUCGUAAAAGUAGUUCUACUUCAAGCUUGGUUGAACCGUCCUCAAAUGUUAAUAAAAUGACCGUUUCAUGUACAGAACAAGCAGCCUCAGUGGAUAGUCUUGUUGUUAAGAAAGCUGCCCAAGCCGUUGCUGAAAGUGUAUUAACACGAGCAAGGGCGGACACAGCACUAGCAGAGCAGAGUAAUGACACCAUAUUCAGCGUGGGACUUUCGCCAACCCAGGAGGAAACUGAAGAAUCAAUUGCGGAAAGUGAACGACCCACUUCACCCACUCCAUCUAUGGAAGAUCAAAGGUCUUGUAAUGCAGCUGGAACAUCUUCUAUAUCAUCAAAUAAGAUAACUGAACAACAAACUACCAAUGCUCGAUCCAACAAUUAUCCUAGUACUAUGAGUGUCUCAGUGCCUAAUCUGUCAAUCAAUUCAAAUGUAAAUGACUCAACUGUCAACCUUUUGGAAAGCUUCUCUGCGGUAGCAAGACGUCGAGGGAACAGUACCACCUCAUCAACCUCAUCAUCAUCAUCUUCAUCAGCUUCUGCUGCCGCAACAAAUACAAAUAAUUCAUUGCUCUCAAGUAAUUCCAAUAAUGUCUGCAGCCUCGUUAGAUUGGCUUUAUCGUCCAAUUUUCCUGAAAUUUUUAAUGAUCUUCUCGAGGAAAUCUCCAACAGCGCAGAUUCACCAUCUCCCGAUGAUGCCUGUACAAAUUUACUUCAAGCCCGCGGUCUUUUGAGCACAGCUCAAAGUUAUCCAAGCCUCACUUCACCCACGUCUCUCACAUCCACAACCCUUACAUCAAGCCACUCAAUUAAUGCUCCCAUAGCUGCAGCUUCAUCACACUCUGCUGCUCAUGGGGCUGCUGGAGGUAGCAACAGCUCUGGCGGAAAUGCUGUUGGUAGUAACAGUAACCAAAGUCAUUCAGCUUCACAAAUUCAUCAUUCAUCAGGCUUGGGCCAUCAUGGGCUUACAAUGAGUCUAACAUCAACAUCGAGUGAAAGUGAACAAGAUUAUUUAGAGACGUGUCAGGCAACCACGUUGCUUGCUGAUUUAGAAGAUGAAGAAGAACUUCCGGACCCUGAAGAUGAAAAUGAAGACAAUGAAAAUGAUUAUGAUGAAUAUGAAGAACUUAUGGAAGAGGAAACCUUUGAAUUUAGAUCACCGAAAAGAAGAAAUUGGGAUGACGAAUAUGUUCUUAAAAGACAGUUUAGUGCUUUGAUUCCUGCAUUUGAUCCUCGACCUGGUCGCAUCAAUAUUAGUCAAAUAAUUGAUCUAGAUAUACCUACUCCUGGAGCAUCAACAUCAAACAAUGAUGGUAUUAAAAUAACCAAUCCUGAACCCAAAGUUUUAUUGUCCAUCCGAGGGCCUAACCUGAAUGGCUCUGGUGAACUUGAGAUUGACUUGGUCAAUCCAAAUUGGACAAUAUUUUCAGCUGUGCAAUUGUUAAACCAAGCUUCAGUGGGAGGCUCAAGACAAGAGAAACUACGAAGAGUUUGGGAACCAACCUAUGUAUUAACCUACCGUGAAGCUGGUCCACACGAAAUGAACGAGCAACUUAAGAUCCAAAACGCAUCUAUCAAAAUGGUUCUCACCAAUAAUCAUAAUAGAAUCAGUGUAACUAGUCCCGUAAAAAUAAAUCCUGAUAACAGCCUUGGAUCUUCAGUUGACAGUGUUCUUCAGCUUCUUCAUUUGUUACAUUGUAUUUCAAGAGAUUCAAAGGACAAUGACAAACUUUAUGGUGACAUAAUUUCGUCCUCAUCUGUUGGAUUUAGUAUACCCAAUGAAGAGUUUAUUAGUAAAAAGAUAACAAAUAAAUUAGUUCAACAAAUUCAAGAUCCACUUGUUUUAGGCUCUGGAUCCCAGCCUGAUUGGUGUGACAAUCUUACCUACUCUUAUCCCAUGUUGUUUCCCUUUGAGACUCGUAAAAUUUACUUCAAUUGUACUGCAUUUGGUACAUCUCGAUCCAUUGUCUGGCUACAAAAUCAACGUGAUCAAGCUCUUGAUCGUUCUCGAGGUCCAUCACCAAGACGUGAAGAUAUUCACGAGUUUAGGAUUGGUCGAUUACGCCAUGAAAGGGUUAAAGUACCUCGUAAUGAGGAUCUAUUAUCCUGGGCCAUGGAAGUAAUGAAAAUCCAUUCAGACCGUAAAAGCAUAUUAGAAGUUGAAUUUAAAGAUGAAGAAGGUACCGGCCUUGGACCAACAUUGGAGUUCUAUGCACUUGUAGCAGCUGAACUUCAACGUCGUGAUUUAGGCAUGUGGUUAUGUGAUGACGAACUUGUUACCAACAUGAAAGAUUCUAAUGCUGAUAAAGAAGAAGGUCUAACAAAGCCACCUGGAUUUUACAUACAUUCAUCAAGUGGUUUAUUCCCUGCACCCUAUCCCCAAAAUCAUCCUAAACUUACAAAAGUUCUCGAGUAUUUCCAUUUCUUUGGAAUUUUCUGUGCAAAAGCCCUCCAAGACAAUAGACUGGUCGAUUUGCCACUGUCCACAUCUUUCCUAAAAUUAAUUUGUAGCAGUAACACUGCCGAAACCAAAGUUAUCGAGGAUGAAGGUGAAGCUGUAAAUAUGGUACAUUCAAAUUUCAAUAGUUGCCUCUCAUCACCUUUAUCUGAAGAUGAUCUUCUUCUCUCUGAGAGAGAAGAAAUAUCUCGUCAAGUCCGUCUUAAGAGAGAAAAAUUUGAGCGACGAGGUCACUCAUGGAUGUCCAGGGUUCUCAAUGAGAAAGAUUUUGCCUCCAUCAAUCCUCAUCAAGCAGCAUUCUUGCAACAACUUCAUGAGCUGUCCAUGAUGAAACAAAAGAUACUCUCAGACAAAUCUUUAUCUAUUGAAGAUAGACAAAAUCAAAUAAGAAACUUAUCUCUACCAAUGAAUCAAGCACAAAUACCAAUCAGACUAGAUGAAUUGGACCUAACAUUCCAAUAUUUACCACCAUCACAAGUGUAUGGCUUCUCAGCUGUUGACCUUAAACCAAAUGGAGAGUUUGAAGAAGUUACAAUUGACAAUGUUGAGGAAUAUUAUGAAUCAAUGUUAGACUUUUGCCUUCAUUCUGGUAUUAAAAAACAAAUGGAAGCUUUUAAAGAUGGAUUCAACAAGGUUUUUCCAAUGUCUAAAUUGGGAUCAUUUACAUCUGAUGAAGUUCGCCUCAUGUUAUGUGGUGAACAAGCUCCAUCUUGGACUCGAGAAGAUAUACUUGCUUAUACUGAACCGAAAUUGGGUUACUCAAGAGAAAGUCUUGGAUUCCAACGGUUUGUCUCUGUUUUAUUGGCCAUGACUGGAAACGAGAGAAAAGCUUUCCUUCAAUUCGCUACUGGAUGCUCAUCCUUACCACCCGGUGGACUAGCUAAUCUUCAUCCUCGAUUAACUGUUGUUCGUAAGGUGGAUGCCACUGAUGGCAGCUAUCCUUCUGUCAAUACCUGCGCUCAUUAUCUUAAAAUGCCUGACUAUUCAAGUGAGGAAAUUAUGAGAGAGCGAUUAUUAGCAGCAACAAAAGAGAAAGGAUUCCAUUUGAAUUGAUUUACAAAUUUGAUUUAACAAAAAAUACUAAAAAAAUACUAAAGCAAAAGUUUAUUUAUAUAAAAUACAAAAAAAAGUUUAUGUUGGAAAGCUUAAACAAAAUACAGAUUAAUUAAGUUGUAUAGCUCGUAAAAAUUGAUGGUAAUUUGAAAAAAAAGUAUUGUCGCGAUUUAAAAUAUUUCAUUGAAAUAAACAAACACAUAAUGUGAGAGGUAAUUAAACCUGAUUGAUUGUGGAUUCAUAAUUUACGUUAUAAAGAACUCCUAAAAUUGACCAAAAAAGAAAUUAAUAAUUUCUCUGAUUCUCAAAUUCAACGAAAAAAAUAAAGUUAUUAUCAACCAGAAAA